Messenger RNA from Myxocyprinus asiaticus (Chinese sucker), 2003 nucleotides. Its product is annotated as leucine-rich repeat transmembrane neuronal protein 4. Gene Ontology annotation, molecular function: protein binding. The transcript has 3 exons. NCBI's taxonomy places the organism in Eukaryota, Metazoa, Chordata, Actinopteri, Cypriniformes, Catostomidae. The record is from RefSeq and is a predicted model, not a curated record. The coding region runs from base 96 to 2003 and encodes 635 amino acids.
CUAAGCAUCUGAAGAGAGCGCGUGCCAUGCCGCUUCGGGUGUCGCGCGAUAGAAAGCUGUAAAACCUGUGGCCAGGAGUUGACUGAGACGCGGUGAUGGGCUUUGCAAUGAGGCACCACUGGUUCAUGGUGCCACUGCUAAUGCAGGCAUGGUUCUCCGCCACCCCUUGCUUUGGUGAUCGUCCUUGCCCUCGGAGCUGCCGAUGUGAUGGCAAGAUCGUAUACUGUGAGUCUAGCGCAUUCCGUGAUGUUCCCAAGAACCUCUCUGGUGGCUGUCAGGGUCUGUCUCUACGAUAUAACAGCUUGGCAAGCCUAAAAGCAGGCCAAUUUGUUGGCCUCAACCAGCUCAUUUGGCUGUACCUGGACCACAACUACAUUGCCAAUGUGGAUGCUCGCGCCUUUCAAGGGAUACGGAGGCUCAAAGAGCUGAUAUUGAGCUCCAACAAGAUCACGCUGCUCCAUAACACCACAUUUCACCUGGUACCAAACUUGAGGAACCUGGACCUCUCUUAUAACAAGUUACAGGCUCUUCAGCCAGGCCAGUUCCAGGGACUGCGUAAGCUACUCAGCUUGCACAUGCGCUCUAACUCCCUGAAAAACCUUCCCUCACGCCUUUUUCAGGACUGCCGUAAUCUUGAGUUUCUUGACCUUGGCUACAAUCGUCUGCGCAGCAUCACCCGUAAUUCCAUGUCUGGCCUCUUGAAGCUAACUGAGCUGCAUAUCGAACAUAACCAGUUCUCCAAAAUCAACUUCUUCAACUUUCCACGCUUCUACAAUUUACGGUCUCUUUACCUACAGUGGAACCGCAUUCGGACCAUGAGUGAAGGCCUUACUUGGACCUGGUCAUCUUUGCAGAAGCUUGACCUUUCAGGAAAUGACCUGCAGGAGAUAGAUGCAGAGGUGUACCGGGCCAUGCCCAACCUGCAGAUGCUUAACCUGGAUUCAAACAAGCUUGUCAAUGUGUCUCAGGAGGCUGUAGACGCCUGGGCCUCUCUGACCACAAUUAGUCUGGCAGGAAACAUGUGGGACUGUGGACUAGUUGUGUGUCCCCUAGUAGCCUGGCUGAGAAACUUCCGUGGCAACAAGGAGAUUAAUAUGAUUUGUGCAUUGCCUAAAGAAGUUCAAGGUGAGAAGGUUAUGGAUGCUGUUGACGCCAAUGGAGUUUGCAGGAUUGCCCCUGUUACACCAUCAAGAGGAAUUGCUUCCUCUACCCCAUUCGUUGUCUUUGCCCAAACCCCUGCUAGCUCUUACAUCCCAACUAUCAAACCUGGAGACAGCAGAAGGGGCAAGGGUUCAUCUUUGGAAGGAACAACCUCUUUAGCACCUUCUCAGCCUGCUGUUCCACCACCUGAGCAAGACUUUGAGCCGGUAUCCUUCCACAAGAUAGUGGCAGGAAGUGUUGCACUCUUCUUGUCUGUUGCCAUGAUCCUCCUAGUGAUUUAUGUCUCAUGGAAGCGCUACCCAAGCAGUGUUAAGCAGCUCCAGGAGAACUCAGCUGCUGCUCACAAACGCCGAAAAAAGUCACGGGAGACUGAGCGCACACUCAGCACACCAUUGCAGGAGUACUAUGUGGACUACAAGCCUAAUAACUCGGAGGCCACCGAUGUGCUGGUCAAUGGUACUGGACCAUGCACAUACACCAUCUCAGGCUCCAGAGAAUGUGAGGUCCCUCACCAGAUGAGCACUUUGACCUUCUACAGGUACGAGCAGCCCAUAGUGGACUACUGUCAGGCACAUCAACCCCUGCGGCUUAACAUGAACUACGAGGGUCCCCCGCAAAGUCUGGAGGGCUUGGAGGAGCUUCCCCCUUGCGAGAGGAGCACAAUCCAGACCGUAGCCCUUCCUGCCGUGCCCACCGUCAACAAGGGCCCCAUGGGGCCCUGCUCCCCACCCAGCCUGAGAGCACCCGUCGAGGGGUCCAGCAUCCCUUACCCCACAACAGAACGCUCCAUUAGCUAUCCAACUACAGAACGAUCCACCAGUACUCUCACUUUUCGACGCUAA